Molecule: messenger RNA, 3663 nt
Organism: Talaromyces rugulosus
Lineage: Eukaryota; Fungi; Ascomycota; Eurotiomycetes; Eurotiales; Trichocomaceae
Exons: 5
Coding region: 1-3663 (1220 amino acids)
Biological process (GO): AMP metabolic process; IMP salvage
Cellular component (GO): cytosol
Molecular function (GO): transferase activity, transferring alkyl or aryl (other than methyl) groups; AMP deaminase activity
Source: RefSeq, a predicted model, not a curated record
AUGAGCCAACAGACGUCCGACGACGAGGACGUUCGCGACGAGGCGACUCUGCCCACGUCCCCAGGUCGUGCCGCGGAGGAGGUGCUUGCCAGGGACCGUCAGAAGAGAACCCAUAGCUACAACUAUGCCUACGAAAAGUCCAUGAGCCAGACCGAAGCAAAGCUCUUCUACCAGAGACACAAAGCAGCACGCGGUCCAGACGAGGAUCCCUCCCGGAGCCCCAACCUGUCCCACCUUCCGACGCCUGCGAGGGCGGACAAUGAUGGCUCUCCCAGCUUGACCUCGAGUGUCGCAUCGCUGAAGAUCGCCCUGCCCUCUACCAUCGGCCUUUACGAUAUGGCAAACACCCCCGUCCAUUCGUCCAGUCCUUCGGCGUACUCGAAAUUGCACGAGACGAGCCUGCUGGCUGCUGACCAGUCGGCUCGAAACCACCAGGCUCUGCAAACAGGCUUUGCACCUGGCCACAAACCACACUUGCCUAUCUUCCCCGGCGCAAGUGGCGGUACUGGCCUUGGCCAAGAUGCAGACGGUAUCGUCUCGGAUGACGACCCUGUCACUGUGGAGCUGGAAAUUGUUUGUGAUAAGAUCCGGAAGCUGUUAGAGCUACGAAACAAGUACAUGGAACUCUCCCUGCAGAACCCUGGGAGCAAUCCCGUGGACUCUCCGAACUGGCGAAUAUACCCGUCUCCGCCGGAACCUGCGUGGGACAACGGCAAGGAACUAAAGAAAGACCAGGAGAACGCGAAUCCCACCGCCGCCGAUUCUUUUGGGGCAGAACAGACUGACACAACGUCUGGCGCCCGGAAGGUGCGCAAGAUGGGCCAGGACAUUGGAGAAGACUUUGAUAUGGAUGAUCUUUUGCCUCUCCCAGAGAAAUCUCCACUGAAAUUCCAGUUGGAUUCAAACAGUGUCUACCAGGUAUACGAGGAUUCCGAGUCCACCAAGCCAAUUGUCCAUAUUCCCUCUCUCAGAGACUUUUACGUGGACCUGGACGCAAUUACCGAAGUCUCGACCGAUGGACCGGUCAAAUCUUUCGCAUUUAGACGCCUGUCCUAUCUCGAAGGAAAGUUCCAGCUUCAUUCUUUGUUGAAUGAGUAUCAGGAGUUGGCCGACAGCAAAAAGGUCCCGCACAGAGAUUUUUAUAACGUCAGAAAGGUUGAUACCCACGUACAUCAUUCGGCCUGUAUGAACCAAAAGCACUUGCUGCGCUUUAUCAAAAGCAAAAUGAAAAAGUCGCCAGACGAGGUCGUUUUAUUCCGAGACGGAAAGCACUUGACUCUCAAAGAAGUUUUUGAAAGUAUUAAUCUGACUGCCUAUGACCUUAGCAUUGACACGCUUGAUAUGCAUGCCCACAAGGAUUCCUUUCACCGGUUUGACAAAUUCAAUUUGAAAUAUAACCCUGUAGGAGAGUCUCGACUUCGUGAAAUCUUUCUGAAAACGGACAACUACAUCAAAGGUCGCUAUCUUGCCGAGAUCACCAAAGAAGUCAUGUCCGAUCUGGAGUCGAGCAAGUAUCAAAUGGUCGAAUGGCGAAUCUCUAUCUAUGGCAGAUCCAUGGAGGAGUGGGACAAACUGGCUGCAUGGGUUGUCGACAACAAGCUCUUUUCACCAAAUGUCCGCUGGCUCAUUCAGGUCCCACGCCUUUACGACGUGUACAAGGCUAGUGGCAUGAUGCAGACUUAUGAGGAAGUCAUAAAGAAUGUGUUUCAACCGCUUUUUGAGGUGACGCAGGACCCCUCUAGCCAUCCCAAAUUACAUGUAUUCUUGCAGCGCGUCAUCGGAUUCGAUAGUGUUGAUGACGAGAGCAAGGCAGAACGUCGCAUAUACAGAAAGUACCCGAUACCAAGGGACUGGAACACAGCACAGAAUCCUCCUUAUAGCUACUGGAUAUAUUUCAUGUUUGCAAAUAUAGCAUCGCUCAACUUCUGGCGUCAACAGCGUGGGUUCAACACAUUCGUUUUACGACCUCACUGUGGCGAGGCUGGAGACCCGGAUCACCUUGCAGCUGGAUUUUUGGCUUGCCAUAGUAUCAGCCACGGCAUUCAUCUCCGAAAAGUCCCGCUACUCCAAUAUCUCUAUUAUAUAAACCAGGUCGGCAUUGCAAUGUCUCCUCUGAGUAACAAUGCUUUGUUCUUGACUUACGACAAGAACCCCUUUGCUAGUUUCUUCCGGAAGGGACUGAACGUUUCCCUCUCUACGGAUGAUCCACUGCAAUUCGCUUUCACCAAGGAACCUCUUAUGGAGGAAUACGCUGUUGCAGCGCAGAUAUACAAGCUGAGCGCGGUCGACAUGUGUGAGUUGGCUAGGAAUUCGGUCAUCCAGAGUGGCUUCGAGUUUGCCCUCAAGCAAAGAUGGCUUGGACCUCAGUGCAAUUUGCCAGGCGUUAAGGGGAAUGAUGUAGCCAAGAGCAAUGUUCCUGACCUUCGCGAAGCAUUUAGACACGAAACUCUUGUGGGCGAAUUAGCUCUACCAAUCCCCUCCCUGCGUUCCAGCCUCAACGGCAGCUCUAAUACGGUUCAGAUACAAUUUCUUCUUUCCACCCCUAUGAUAUAUUCCAAGGACGCGGAAAUUCUCCGCGAGGAUGCCCGUCUUCGCGGCAAAAAGCUGUCUCCAGCCGAGCGCGAGAAGCUCGUAAAACCAUACCUCCCCAGUCCCUCUGCCACAGGAUCUGCACGGCGGCCUUCGACAAACAAAAAGCAGAAGCAAAAACCCAAGCCAGUACGAAAGUUUCUGAAGUCGCAGGUGCACCGGAUUAUAUACGUUAUUAUCCAUCUUGUGCUCGGUUUCUAUGUGCGCGUUUCGCAGACUCUCGCCGCUAUCAGGGACCGGAUAUUGGCGAUUACGUACCACCAUCAUCGAACACCGGAGCUUAUUAAAAAGGAUGUCAAGGCGCUUUCUCGCUUGCCGGAGCAUCUCAGUGUGUUGUUGAAGCUGCGAAAGGAGGAGGAUGCGCUGCACUCGUUGAUGGAUGAGGCGGCGGAGCUGGCGGCUUGGACAACGUGUGCUGAGAUCCCCGUGCUGAGCGUGUACGAAAGAACAGGUGUUCUCAAAUCGUGCAUGCCUGCUCUCCACAAAGCCGUCUCCGAGAAACUUGGCUUAUACUACGGAUCGCCUCUGAAUCAACCAAACCUCCGCAUCCUCGCUCCCCACCACAGCGCCUACUGCCCUGCACCUUCAAACUCUACUUCCACAAAAAGACCGAAACAAGGCUCCCUGACGAUCCUGCUCCUCUCCGAGGCCGAUGGACGCGAGACCCUGGUCGAUCUCACCAAAACACUCGCCGAGAUGUCGCAGAAUGGCAAACUGUCGCCAGCAGACAUUAGCACAAAACUGAUUGACGCCGAAAUCAGCGAUAUCACAUACCAACCGUCGGAUUCUUCACCCGCCGGGUCUCUCGAGGAGCUUGAGGGUACCGAGUUGAAGAUGCUUCCGGCCGAUCUUUUCCACCCUGUCAAGUCGGAGCCUGAUCUCUUGAUCAUCUUUGGACCCUGUGUGAAGCUGGACGGGUAUCCGCCCUGGCAGGUCCGGUUGACAGAGAUAUACUGCACGGGGGACAAGACGAGUAGCAUUGCAGGUGGCAGUGAGCAGGAGACGGCCGAGUACCAAGGUUUCUUGCGCGGUCUUUGGCGGUAUGCACGAGCAUCUUUCAGACUCGGUCGGUAG